Messenger RNA from Thrips palmi, 3164 nucleotides. RefSeq names its product spermine oxidase-like. The record is from RefSeq and is a predicted model, not a curated record. Gene Ontology annotation, molecular function: polyamine oxidase activity. The coding region runs from base 360 to 1838 and encodes 492 amino acids. The transcript is spliced from 10 exons. NCBI's taxonomy places the organism in Eukaryota, Metazoa, Arthropoda, Insecta, Thysanoptera, Thripidae.
UCUUCCGUGGGAUGCACGAAAAGACAUGUUCCACGGUGACACAAUUCAGAAGCGUUACCUCAAAAUGGUUCACGGAGCGAUUGAAAGCGGAUGGAGAGAAGCUAAUAGACUUUUCAGUGACAACCGGUCAUGGCAGUCGUGACUUGCAGUAUGUUCUUGAGCAUGGGGGAGUUCCAGUCAAUGUCACCAUGGCAUCAGUGCAUCAACAUCAGUCCUACGAUGCAUUCAUCUUCCACCUCACACUCCAGAAUAUAUACAUCUUUAGCUGUUAUAUAAUUGAUGACAAAUGAUGGAACCCUCCCUUUGGUCAGUUGCCGAAAAAACCGCAAAAAUGCUCUGUUGUCAUAAUUGGUGCAGGCAUGGCAGGAUUAGGAGCAGCGAGGGAAUUGGUUGCAGCAGGAAUUAAUGACAUCGUGAUCUUGGAAGCUCAAGAAAGGGCAGGAGGCCGCGUUUGUACUGCUCCUCUUGAGAAUGGUCAUAUUGAGCUGGGUGCACAAUGGAUUCAUGGUGAAGAUAAUCCUAUCUAUCAUAUAGCCCACAAACAAAAUUUGCUGUCUAAUACAACUUCAGCCGAAGGAUUAGGACCAUAUUUAAAGACUGAUGGAACAGAACUUUGCAGUUCUCUAGUUGCUCAUGUUAGUCAUAAAAUAUCUGGCAUUCUAGAAGAUUGUGAGCAGUUUGUAGCGUGUGAUGAAAAUUAUCCCUCAUCUGUUGGUCAGUACUUACGUGAUCGCUUUCAAGAAUAUUUGGAGACUUGCAGUGAUGACACUCCUGAGGAGAGACAAACUAAGUGGUCAAUAUUUGAAUGGCAUCUUAGAUUUCAAGAAAUUGAUAACUCUUGUUCAGAUCUUGACUCCUUGUCAGCUAAACAUUGGGGAAAGUACAAGUUCACUGGUGGUGAGGACUACAUAAACCUGUUAAGUGGAUACUCCUCUGUUGUUGAUGCUCUCAUUCAAGAUCUACCUGAUCACAUCAUACAUUUUAAUUCACCUGUUAAAAAAAUUGUAUGGCAAAAGAAACUGUCUGCCAUGAAUUCUAACCAACUAUCAGAUGAUUUUGCUUCUUUUCCAUCAUGUGUUUUAUGUGAGGAUGGAUCUAUUGUCCAUAGUAUGCAUGUUAUCGUCACUUGCUCUAUUGGUUAUUUGAAAGCCAACCUAGAUUUCAUGUUUGAGCCAACUCUGCCAAGCAGUUUAACUUCAGCAAUUGAUUCAAUGGGCUUUGGUGUUGUUGAUAAGGUUUUUCUUGUCUAUGACACACCUUGGUGGGGUGAAGAGCAACAAGCAUUUCAAAUAGUGAGGGGUCAUUUAAAUGAAGUGAACACGGCUGAGGAAAGAGACUGGUGGCUGAAGGACUGCACUGGCUUUGAUGUUCUUUCUCGUGAUCCUCCAAUUCUUCUGGCCUGGGUGGGUGGGGAAGGAGCUGUGUUUAUGGAGCGACUUAGUGAAGAUGAUAUUGCAGAACAUUGUACAAGUUUACUGCAAAAAUGUGUUCCAAAGCUAAACAUACCAUUGCCAAAAUACAUCAAAAGGUCCUGCUGGUCAAGCAAUGUUUAUAUCAGGGGAGGCUACAGCCACACCACAGUGGAUCGUGAUCAAACAAGCUGUGGUCGCAAGGAUUUGACUAUUCCUGUGUACUGCGAAAUGGAAAGCGCUCAAAAGCAUCCAGUCAUCCUACUUGCAGGAGAGGCGGCACAUGAGUCGCAUUAUUCCACUGCCCAUGGAGCCUUUGAAUCUGGCCAAAGUCAAGCACGAGCUCUAAUCAAGUAUCAAAAGGAGACGAAGUCUCGUUUAACAGAAUUAUAUUCUGCCAAUAAUGUCGAUGCCUCUGGAGUAAAGUAGAUGUAUUCUAAGACCUUCUGGUCAAAGACUAUUUUCAGUACUGGGUUUGUAGUAGUUGUACCUAAGAAGCAGAACUAUAUUGAUGAUGACAGGGUGUAGUAUUAUUUCAAUUCUCUUCUAUGGCUGUCUUUUGCACAUCUAUUUGAUAUGUGAACAGGUUUCUGUCCUUUCUAUUUUUAAAACUUUGUCUAGUGUGUCUUAUGCUUUGCAGCAACUUUUUUAUUGAAAGUAUGAUUGCACCCAGAAAAAUGUAACUUGUCAAUUACUCUCCUAGUCAAACUGUAUAUCCUAUAGUUGAUUAUUGCCUUCCUUAUUUAUUUUUGGGUCGGUGAUUUAACAUGCCUAUGGUUAACCAUUCCAAAUGUAUAGGAAUAUUGUUAUUGAACUGCAAUUGCUACUUUUCUUUUUGAUGGGAUCUGUUUGUGAUUGAAGUUUGUGCCAAAGAUUAUCUCUGUAUUGUUGGGGCUGUUUUUUCAGAACUCCCAUAUAAAGACUUGCAGUCCACUUUCUGCUCUGAAAACCUAGCAGAAUGUGGUUUGGAGGAAUCGAGUUGGAUGAGUCAAGGGCAAAUUUUUACAAGUCUAUUGCUCAACUGAAAAUUAUAAAAGACAAAGGAUUUAUGACCUAUCUGCCAUGAACUAUUAGUUUAAAUUUCCUUCUGUAGGAACAAUUGUUGUUAAUUGUGUUUUGAUUUCGAUAUUUUAAUUUUAUCUUUAUGUUUUAGUUUUGUGUUUAUAGUUACUAUUAAAACUUCCUUCCCUUGAGUCCACUGUAUUGUGGAUGUUACUGUGGAUUUCAUUUCACAUUUUAUUUAUGAUGUGUGCCAUUGAAAUGACUUGUUUCUGUGUUAUUUUGACACAUUGUAAUGAUGUGUGUGUGUGAAUGUGUGUUAUAUUGACACAAAAGUGGAUGUGUUGGUAUUUUUACAAAUGUGAAUAGGUGUUGGUUGUGGACCAGAUUUUCAAAGACUUAGAUCAUUGACGGAUUUGUUUUAAUAGGUAUUUCCAUGCCUCUUUUUGAUUAAUUUUUGUUCGGAGCACCUAUUGCUUGCUGUAUAUUUAUAUAUCUAUCAUUGUACUGUUUAUGAUUUCCAUUAUACGAUUGGGUAUUUUCGAUUGUCUAUUGAGAGGAACUGUAUUUUUUAGCACAUUUGAUGGUCAAUAAGUCUAUUUAUAGAUUUCUUCCUCUAGAACACUUCUAGUUGAGUUGAAGAUGAAUAUGUAGUCUAGCAAAAUCUACUUUUUGAGAAGUUUUCCAAGGCUUAAUGUUACACUUCCUUAAUGGAGUUAGGGAUUUACAUCUGAAUAAAAAACAUUUUGAGAAAAA